Striga hermonthica is the source of this 2586-nucleotide messenger RNA. The record is from the annotation of a GenBank genome assembly. Lineage: Eukaryota; Viridiplantae; Streptophyta; Magnoliopsida; Lamiales; Orobanchaceae.
AUGGAGAAGAAUGGGGCAGAUAACUGGAGGGAGAUGGUCAGGAAAAUGCUUCCACCAGGUGCCCCCGUCCCAGAUGAGGACAAAAUGGACUACUCGAUUGCCCUCGAGUACAGUGGGCCACCUGUCCCAUACGACCUGCCAAGAGCUGAGCCUCUCGACUUGAACCCCGACCUAAUCCCAACUGCCGACCCACUCUCCGAGUCCAGAGGAUCGAUAUCCCGCGACUCGGUCCAUCCUGUGAUGGACCCAAUCCCUCUUCCCAGGGCCCGUGUAUUCGUGAACCCGACCGAUCAUCCCUCCAGAAGAAGACCGUCCCAAAGUACCGAGUCAGUUGUGUCCGUUUUGCAAAACGACGAUUUUUACUCUCGUUCGGGCUCGGGCUCCCCAGGCUCAAUCCACAGCCGUAGUAAGGGCAGUGCCCCUCCCAACGAGGCGAGACGGCCAAUGGUGGUGACUUUUAACACAGGCGAUAGGUCCGAAAGGCGAUUGGCUGACGGUGAAAAGCAGGUUUUCCCCGAAUAUGUUGUGGGCUUAGCCAAGGAGAAAAAGAAGAGAAAAAAGGCGAGGGUUUGCUAUAGGUGCGGGAAAGGGAAGUGGGAGACUAAAGAGUCUUGUUUGGUUUGUGAUGCGAAAUAUUGCAGUAACUGCGUGCUUCGGGCAAUGGGCUCGAUGCCCGAGGGGCGCAAGUGUGUGACGUGUAUAGGGGAGCCGAUUGAUGAGCUGAAAAGGUGCAGAUUGGGUAAACACUCGAGGGUUUUGUCUCGUUUGUUAAGCCCGUUGGAAGUUAAGCAUAUUAUGAAGUCCGAGAAGGAGUGUGCGGCUAACCAGCUCCGGCCGGAGCAGUUGAUUGUGAAUGGGUAUCCUUUGAAGUCGGAGGAAAUGGCGGAGCUUUUCGGGUGCCCAUUGCCACCUAGGAAGUUGAAGCCCGGCCAGUAUUGGUAUGACAAGGAAUCGGGUCUUUGGGGAAAGGAGGGAGAGAAGCCUGAUAGAAUUAUAAGUUCGAAUUUGAAUUUCACGGGAAAACUAAGCCCGGACGCGAGCAAUGGGAGUACUGAGGUGUACAUGAAUGGUCGAGAAAUCACGAAGCUUGAACUGAGAAUACUGAAGCUCGCAAAUGUACAAUGCCCUCGUGAUACCCACUUUUGGGUUUAUGACGACGGUCGGUAUGAGGAGGAAGGCCAAAAUAAUAUUAGAGGAAAUAUCUGGGAAAAGGCAUCAACACGGUUCAUGUGCUCCUUGUUCUCUUUGCCUGUACCUCAAGGUCAGCCUCAUGGGCACAAGGAUGAGCCUAGCAACUAUAUGACUGUUCCAAACUAUCUCGAGCUGAAAAAAAAGAUCCAGAAGCUUCUUCUUCUUGGACAGCAAGGCUCUGGUACCAGCACUAUUUUCAAGCAGGCCAAGUUUUUGUACGGGAACAAGUUUACCCCUGAGGAGCUACAGGAUAUGAAACUCAUGAUACAGAGCAAUAUGUAUAAGUAUCUCAGCAUCUUGCUUGAUGGUCGAGAACGAUUUGAGGAGGAAGCUUUAUUAGAGAGAAGAAGGCAAGCUUCUAACAAAGAAGUUGCUGAAGAAGUUACUGAUGAUAGUAAUAAUAACCAAUGCAUUUAUUCUCUCAACCCAAAGUUGAAACAUUUUUCUGAUUGGCUGCUCGACAUUAUAGCCACUGGGGAUAUGGAUGCUUUUUUCCCAGCAGCAACACGUGAAUACGCCCCACUUGUUGAGGAAGUAUGGAAAGAUUCUGCUAUUCAAGAGACUUACAAGAGAAAGAAUGAGCUCCACUUUCUUCCAGAUGUAGCUGAGUACUUCUUGGGCAGGGCGGUUGAAAUAUCGAGCAACGAGUACGAGCCUUCAGACAAAGAUAUACUGUAUGCUGAAGGGGUGACUCAAGGUAACGGGUUGGCUUUUAUGGAGUUCUCAUUGGACGACCGGAGUCCAAUGUCCGAAACGUACACGGAAAAUCUUGAAUCAGCCCCACCUCUGUCCAAGUUCCAACUGAUCCGAGUAAACGCCAAAGGCAUGAAUGAGGGUUGCAAGUGGGUUGAGAUGUUCGAGGAUGUCCGAGCGGUCGUGUUCUGCGUAUCUUUGAGUGAUUACGAUCGGGUGUGUGCAUCCCCAGACACAUCCAAUCCCGGGCCCCACCUCUCGAACCAGAUGAUCCAGAGCCGGGACCUUUUCGAGUCCGUGAUCAAACACCCGUGUUUCAAGAACACACCUUUUGUCCUCGUACUCAACAAGUACGACUUGUUCGAGGAAAAAAUCAACCGGGUCCCGCUGGGCUCAUGCCCUUGGUUCACCGACUUCAGCCCAGUUAGGCCCCACCACAACACACAGUCACUGGCCCAACAGGCCUACUUCUACGUGGCCAUGCGAUUCAAGGAGCUUUACGCGUCCCUAACGGGCCAGAAGCUUUUCGUUUGGCAGACACGGGCCUUGGACAGGCUCACUGUAGACGAGGCUUUCAAGUACAUACGUGAGGUUGUCCGGUGGGAUGACGAGAAAGAGGAAGGCUACUAUGCGGCCGGUGGGGAGGACUCGUUUUACAGCACAACUGACGUGAGUUCCCCACCGUUAGUCCGCCAGGAAUGA